Messenger RNA from Papaver somniferum (opium poppy), 1029 nucleotides. Its product is annotated as thiocyanate methyltransferase 1-like. The record is from RefSeq and is a predicted model, not a curated record. Bases 56 to 790 code for a protein of 244 amino acids. The transcript has 8 exons. Gene Ontology annotation, molecular function: S-adenosylmethionine-dependent methyltransferase activity. NCBI's taxonomy places the organism in Eukaryota, Viridiplantae, Streptophyta, Magnoliopsida, Ranunculales, Papaveraceae.
GAAUGUAUUUCCUAUAAAUAAACCUUUCAUUUUGUUGACAGCAACAAACCAUAAAAUGGAACAAAAAAUAGAAAAAGAAAAUCAUACAAAUAAUUCUACAAUAUUUGAUUUCAAGGUAGAAAAAAUGCAGGGUAUCUUAGAUGAGUAUGCAGGUAGUUGGGACAAAUGCUGGGAGCAAGGAGUGACACCAUGGGAUUUGGAUCAGCCAACGCCUGUACUGCUACAACUUCUUGAGAAGGAAACCCUUCCCAAAGGCAGAUUUCUAGUCCCUGGAUGUGGGGCUGGACACGACGUGAUUGCAACAGCAAACCCUGAACGAUAUGUUGUAGGCCUAGAUUUCUCGGAAAUUGCCAUUACGAAAGCAAGGAAGAUAUCUUUGUCAGCGCCAAAUGCAAAAUGUUUUGAGUUUAUAGUGGCGGACUUCUUCACUUGGCGUCCAAAUGAGAUAUUUGAUCUCAUUUUUGAUUAUACGUUUUUCUGUGCAAUUGAACCUCGCAUGAGAGCAGCUUGGGGAAAACGAAUGCAUGAGCUGUCGAAACCCGAUGGGGAGAUCAUAACUCUAAUGUGGCCUACUAAUGAUCGUGAUGGAGGUCCACCUUUUAAAGUUUCUGUGGCCGAUUAUGAAGAGGUUUUGCAUCCCUGGGGAUUCAAGGCGACUUGUAUAAUAGAUAACGAGCUAGCUGUAGGACUACGAAGGGACUCGAGAACUUGUUGUUUUCGCUUUUGCAGGGUUGCGAGAAACUUGCGAGAUGGAAGAGGUGUCUUUAAAAAGAAUCUUCAUCAUGAAUAAUAAUCAAAGAGAAGAAAGCUACUUGUAUCUGUAAUAAAAUAUUUCAUCUAUCUUGGCUCAUAGACGGAGGCAGAUAUGUGACAACCAUCCUCUGAUUUUGGUGUAUGUGUCCGUAUCUUUCUUUAUAAUAAAAGACUCCCAAGUUGCCACAUGUCAACCCUAUAAUUACUUUUGAUUUUGAUGAAGCCACCUAAACACUAAUUAUUCCUGUCACCGUUAUCUGAUUGUCUCUCCUAUCA